ACUAAAGAAUAAAUCGGUCCUAAAUCUAGUUCUUGACUUUGACUUGUUAAACCCCUAUAAAAAGUAACUACAUUGUUUACUUCUCAUUCUUCGUUUCCGGCGAAGAUAUGGACCGUUCAACGCCGGAACAUAAUUCAUCCUCCUCCCACAAACGUCUAAGCGUGAGCUUUCUCGUCUCUAUGAUGGUUCUCUGCGCUAGACAUGCGAAUCGGCUCUCGAAGAAACUAAUGCUAAAGUCUAAGAAGCGAACUCACAGCGGCGGAGAGGGUGGAGGAGAAAGAUUCCGAUGGAAUAUGAUAAGCUCUUCUAUGAGUUCUCCUAGGCCGAAAGAGUUGUUCACGGCUUUAAGCAACAAAGCGAUGACGAUGGUCCGCCGGGAAAACACGGCCGAGAAAAAAGCGGUGGCGGUGGAGGAGGAGCACGGCCUUUGGCAGAGAGAGAUAUUGAUGGGAGGCAAAUGUGAGCCGUUGGAUUUCUCGGGUGUGAUUUAUUACGACUGCAACGGACGGCUGUUAAAUGAGGUGCCACCAAGAUCGCCACGUGGCACUCCGUUACCCAGUUACCCGACCCGUUCUUAAGUCGGAUCGCAGUUAAACCUAAUGGAACGAAUGAAUAUUAAGCAACUUC
Molecule: messenger RNA, 627 nt
Organism: Arabidopsis arenosa
Lineage: Eukaryota; Viridiplantae; Streptophyta; Magnoliopsida; Brassicales; Brassicaceae
Source: the annotation of a GenBank genome assembly